Molecule: messenger RNA, 306 nt
Organism: Rotaria sordida
Lineage: Eukaryota; Metazoa; Rotifera; Eurotatoria; Philodinida; Philodinidae
Source: the annotation of a GenBank genome assembly
AUGUGUCGUUGGUAUGCAGAUGAGUUGAAGAGGCCUUCAUCGCCGUCGCCACCUUCACCACUUCAACAACAACAACAACCUCAGCCAUCACCAUACCCCAUCAAUUUAUCACCUACUUUCGAUAACGUGAUUACACUUCUCGAAGCUGUGUUGGCCACCACCACGCCGACGUCGGUACACGUACAACAACUGACGGCCCUCGUUAGUGGCCUUGCUGAUGGUGCUGGUGAUGGUCUUGCUACUGGUGAUGCCCUUGCUGAUUCUGCUUCUGCUGUUGAUGCAACAGCUCCAUCAUCAUCUUCAUAA